AUGAUUUUCAGACCAUACCACACACUUACUACUAUCGUCACCUCCGAGGAGAAGGAUGUGCUUCCACAAGAAUCGGCUGAAAGCUUGACUCCGGUGUUUGUCUACGGUACCCUUUGCGCUGUUCCCCUUCUUGCAUGGGCUUUGAUGGGGGACGCCUCCCAGACUGAUGCCGUCAAGAGGCUCAUCCGCCCUGCAAGAAUUGAAGGGUUUGCUCGAUAUGGUGUAAAGAGUUGCGACUAUCCCGCUGCUGUAAAAUGCGACGGGUCAGAGAUUCGCGGCUACCUCGUCACAUUUACCAACUCAUCUCAGCGUAAGAAAUUGGAUGAUUUCGAGGGAGAGAUUUAUAGCCCGACAUAUCUUACGGCUCAAAUUUUGAACCAAAAUGGAGAAACUUCCAGACAAUAUGUUGAUGCAGAGACAUACCUAUGGAAUGGUUCACUGGAAAAUCUCACUAUGGAGCCUUGGGACCUGGAAGGUUUCAUCGAGGAGAGAUUAGAAGAUUGGCUAGACUUAUUUGAUGGGAUGGAGCUGCCCUUGUCGCCUAAGUCCGACUGUUUCGAGGCAAUUAAGAAGAUCCUGGACACUAUCUCCCCUUUCUACAAGCUGGUCGACGUUGCAAGUAAUUGUAUAUUCGAUAAGCUUGCGCACGAAUAG
Molecule: messenger RNA, 654 nt
Organism: Clonostachys byssicola
Lineage: Eukaryota; Fungi; Ascomycota; Sordariomycetes; Hypocreales; Bionectriaceae
Source: the annotation of a GenBank genome assembly